AUGCUUUCAGCAGCUACUCUAUUUGAAUGGACACUAUUAUGUGCAGGAUGCAUAUUAGUGCCUUACGAGUAUGCCCUUACAUUCGCGUACAAUGUCUUCCUACACCCCUUGAGAAACUAUCCAGGCCCUCUUCUGGCUAAGAUGACUGAUGCAUAUGCGGGUUUCUACGCCAUGAUGAUGCGUCUACACCUUACCGCAUGGGAAGAUCAUCAAAAAUAUGGUCGAGUUAUGAGGCAUGGCCCGAAUAAGCUCGUUUUCAACUCAGCUCAGGCUCUUAAAGAUAUCUAUACGAACGAUAGGUUGUCCAAAUCUCAUGUGUAUCUAACAUCACUCCAAGCCACGACUGGCGAGAAUGUAUGGAGUACAAUCGACAAGCGCACUCACCGUAUUAGGAAACGGAUGAUCGGUGCUGUACUCAAUGAUCGUUCUUUACAACAAUUCGAGCCUACUAUAAUUAGAGAGGUUGAUAUAUUUCUUGGUGUGGUUUUAUCUUCAUGCCAAGGUUCCCGACUUUUGAAUAUGACCGACAAAUUCAAUUAUCUGAUGCUAGAUAUUGUCGGCCACCUUGCUUUUGGACAUGCUAAUCGUACCCAAACCGUUCCAAAAAACCGGUUUCUAUCAAAAGGGAUCACGGUGGCCAACUAUCAUGUCAAUGUCCUUUUGCAGUACCCAUAUUUAGCACGAUCUUGGCUAGUAUCUUUGAUACGACAUAUCACAGCGCGCCAACAGGAAAGGAACUUAAAUUCGUUACGAAAAAUCAUAACGAGGCGGAAGAUGCAAGGGAUAGACGCACAUUACGAUCUAUACCAUUUUGUCACUCGACAGAUGGGAGCCGAGGACACCGAAAGCGUUGAGUUGAGUGAACUGUGGUCGGAAGCGGCCUUAUUCUAUGUAGCAGGAGUAGAAACAAGCUCAACGACUCUAUGUGCAUUGUUUUUCUAUCUAUCACGAUAUCGAGAAUGCUAUGACAGACUUGUCUCAGAGAUCCGCUCUUCAUUUACUAGCGGAGAUGACAUAAAAAGGGGUACCACGUUGGCUAACUGCCACUACCUUCGCGCCUGUCUCGAUGAAUGUAUGCGUAUUUCGCCACCAGCGCCGGGGAUAUUCUGGAGGGAGGCUUCUCAUGACAACAGCAAAGCUAGUGGCCCUUUAGUUAUCGACGGCCACGUUAUCAAUCCAGGGACGCAGGUUGGAGUCUGUACUUAUGCUAUCCAUCACAACGAGGAAUACUUUCCCGAGCCUUUUGUAUUCAAGCCUGAGCGGUGGAUGGCGGAAAGCUCAGCUCCUAAACCAUCGGUACCGCUUGCUGCGUUUUCAUUAGGAGCCAGAUCGUGCCCAGGGCGGUCCCUUGCCUAUCUACAAAUAAGUCUCACGGUUGCUAAAACGCUAUGGUAUUUCGACUUUGAGCGGCCGUCGGGCAAGCUUGGUAAUGUUGGUAGCAGAGGUGGUAAGGGUAAACCAGACGAGUUUCAACUGUACGAUAUACUCGCGUCAACCCAUACAGGACCCAUUUUAUCCUUUAAACCGCGAGGUGAAUAUUGGAAGGAUCUGAAAGCAAUGUAAGGCUACGAUACUGUAAAUAAGUUGGCGAUCAAGAUGUCUACUGUUACUUUAUAAUAUGCUUAACUGAAUAUAUACA
Molecule: messenger RNA, 1639 nt
Organism: Daldinia vernicosa
Lineage: Eukaryota; Fungi; Ascomycota; Sordariomycetes; Xylariales; Hypoxylaceae
Product: cytochrome P450
Exons: 5
Coding region: 1-1563 (520 amino acids)
Molecular function (GO): oxidoreductase activity, acting on paired donors, with incorporation or reduction of molecular oxygen; iron ion binding; heme binding
Source: RefSeq, a predicted model, not a curated record